UCCAAUCAGAUCACGCGCUCGCUUCAGGUCGGAUCAGUCGUCGCAGACAUACACUUCCGACAUGGCUGGAGUAACGAAACUGACAACAGGGCUGACGGGCCUUGCAGUAGCCAGACAUCCUCACCAGUCAUUGAAAGUGUUGUACGAGAAGACACUGAGGACUUUACAGAAGAUGCCCCCAAGUGCCGGCUAUCGUAAAUAUACGGAACAGAUUGUUAACGACAGAAUGCAUAUUGUGCAGACUGAAACUGAUGUUGCCAAGCUGGAACAGAAGAUAAAUGGUGGACAAGUAGAAGAACUUAUUUUGCAGGCCGAGAGGGAACUCAUGUUAUCAAGGAAGAUGCUACAGUGGAAAGCAUGGGAGCCUCUUGUUGGGGAAGCCCCAAAGAAUCAAUGGCAGUGGCCCUUGUAACUGUAGACACUAGACACUGAUAUCAAUAUACAUAGCGUAAUAAAGAAUACAUGGAAUCUGUGGAUACAUCUAAUCCUGUUGGUUAUUGAGGACAUUGCAGCUAAUGAAGAGCUCCGUGUUGACGCAGGUUGGAUCAUCCGUGUCAUCUAUGCCAAGCCUCUUGAAGGUGUAACAAUAUCUGUGAGCGAGUGUGUUUGUCUGAAUAAAAUGUUACAAUAUU
This is a messenger RNA of Haliotis rufescens (red abalone), 632 nucleotides long. RefSeq names its product NADH dehydrogenase [ubiquinone] 1 alpha subcomplex subunit 5-like. The transcript has 5 exons. Gene Ontology annotation, biological process: respiratory electron transport chain. The record is from RefSeq and is a predicted model, not a curated record. NCBI's taxonomy places the organism in Eukaryota, Metazoa, Mollusca, Gastropoda, Lepetellida, Haliotidae. Bases 62 to 412 code for a protein of 116 amino acids.